This is a messenger RNA of Saccoglossus kowalevskii, 764 nucleotides long. RefSeq names its product mismatch repair endonuclease PMS2-like. Gene Ontology annotation, cellular component: MutLalpha complex. NCBI's taxonomy places the organism in Eukaryota, Metazoa, Hemichordata, Enteropneusta, Harrimaniidae. Gene Ontology annotation, biological process: mismatch repair. The record is from RefSeq and is a predicted model, not a curated record. Gene Ontology annotation, molecular function: mismatched DNA binding; ATP hydrolysis activity; ATP binding.
CGCAGUGCAAUCACUCUCAGAUAGAUAAUAUAGAAAUGGAGAGCUCCCAAGUGGAGAGCGUUAUUGAUUUCACAGAUAGAGCAUCAAGCAUGAAUGCAGGUCAUGUUCAGCCCAUCGAUAAACGAUCAAUACAUCAAAUUUGUUCAGGACAAGUUGUCUUGAAUUUAGCCACAGCUGUCAAAGAAUUAGUGGAGAACAGUCUGGAUGCUGGCGCCACAAAUAUAGAAAUCCGAUUAAAGGAGUAUGGCUGUGAAUUAUUAGAAGUAAUAGACAAUGGUUCAGGUAUACAACAAGAUGAUUUUGAAGGAUUGGCUCUCAAACAUCAUACAUCGAAACUUAAAGAUUUUUCUGAUCUGACGUGUAUAGAGACGUUUGGUUUCAGAGGUGAAGCUCUCAGUUCAUUAUGUGCAUUAAGCUGUUUAACAAUUACUACGUGUUAUAAGACAUGCAGUGUGGGCACCAGAAUAGAAUAUGACUAUAAUGGUAAAAUUAAAAGUCAAGAACCCUGUCCAAGACAGCGAGGAACAACCGUGACAUUGCAAAAUGUAUUCCACACAUUGCCAGUGAGACACAAAGAAUUCUUAAGGAAUCUAAAGAAGGAGUUCAACAAAAUGGUGAAUGUAUUGUAUGCUUACUGUAUUAUUUCUACUGGUGCCCGUUUGGUCUGUUAUAAUCAGACAGCUACCAGAAAAAACUUAGUGGUAACUACCAACUGUAACUCAUCUAUAAAAGACAACAUAACUAAUGUGUAUGGUGCUAAACAG